CCCGCCUGAGCUGACCCAGUGCGUGUCUGCCAGUCAGUCCCUCCGGACCUGCCGCGAGUCUCAGACUGCCGAAAUUACCGCGCGUCUCUCGAGCUUCCUUCUCCUUGGCUUUCUUCUGUUUGUGAACAGCUGCUUGGCCCAUAGCUUAGAGAAAUCGGCCUUUUUUCUCUCCCAAGAGAGCCACCUCCCUGUACUCAGAAAGAUGGGAAGUGGAGAGCCUAACCCUGCUGGCAAGAAAAAGAAGUACCUAAAGGCUGCCCUGUACGUGGGUGACUUGGACCCAGAUGUCACGGAGGACAUGCUAUAUAAAAAGUUCAGGCCUGCUGGCCCUCUGCGCUUCACCCGAAUCUGCCGUGACCCAGUGACCCGCAGUCCCCUGGGCUAUGGCUAUGUUAACUUUCGCUUUCCUGCAGAUGCUGAGUGGGCCCUGAAUACCAUGAAUUUUGAUUUGAUUAAUGGCAAACCUUUCCGCCUCAUGUGGUCUCAGCCAGAUGACCGCUUAAGAAAGUCUGGAGUUGGAAAUAUAUUCAUUAAAAACCUGGACAAAUCCAUAGACAAUAGGGCCCUUUUUUAUUUAUUUUCUGCUUUUGGGAACAUUCUUUCCUGCAAAGUCGUAUGCGAUGACAAUGGCUCCAAGGGUUAUGCCUAUGUGCACUUUGACAGCCUGGCUGCUGCCAAUAGAGCCAUCUGGCACAUGAAUGGAGUGCGGCUUAACAAUCGCCAGGUGUAUGUUGGCAGAUUCAAAUUCCCAGAAGAGCGAGCAGCUGAAGUCAGAACCAGGGAUAGAGCAACUUUCACCAAUGUUUUUGUUAAAAACUUUGGAGAUGACAUGGAUGAUGAAAAACUGAAGGAAAUAUUUAGUGGAUAUGGGCCAACUGAGAGUGUUAAGGUAAUAAGAGAUGCCAGUGGGAAAUCAAAGGGCUUUGGCUUUGUGAGGUAUGAGACACACGAGGCUGCCCAAAAGGCUGUGUUAGACCUGCAUGGAAAGUCCAUCAAUGGGAAAGUUCUAUAUGUAGGGCGAGCACAGAAGAAAAUUGAACGAUUGGCUGAGUUAAGACGAAGAUUUGAACGGCUGAGAUUAAAAGAAAAAAGUCGGCCUCCUGGGGUGCCUAUUUAUAUUAAGAACCUGGAUGAGACCAUCGAUGAUGAAAAACUGAAGGAGGAAUUUUCUUCCUUUGGAUCAAUUAGCCGGGCCAAAGUGAUGGUGGAAGUAGGGCAAAGCAAAGGGUUUGGUGUUGUCUGCUUCUCCUCUUUUGAAGAUGCUACAAAAGCAGUGGAUGAGAUGAAUGGUCGCACAGUGGGCUCCAAGCCCCUGCACGUCACCCUGGGCCAGGCCAGGUGCAGGUGGUGAGAAUAAGAAUGCUCAAUUUGUUUCAUCCUUAAGCUGGUGCCUACUUAGUUUGGGCUAUUUUGUGAUAAGAGGUUAUUUUAUGCCAGUUUUUUUUAAGUGAAUAUUUUCUUUUGAGAAAACAAACUAGAAAACUUUGUUCAUUUUAGUGAAGAACAUAAUUUCUAAUUGUGAAACUGUCAUUUUGUACUAUUUUUUGAUAAAAUAUCCUUAGGAAUAUGUAGAAUAAAAUUCAUCCCUCCACAUACCUCCCCCCCCCCAAAUCAGUCCAGGUAAGGUAAUUGAGUAGAGUUCCUUAUUUCAAUUAUAAUACUAAAUGUAAUUGCUUCAAUGAAAAUAUUCUCAAAAUGGACCUGAUUUCUGAAUGUAUCACACAGAAAACUUCUAAUUUGCUUUGUGAGAAAUCAAUAUAGCAGGGGAAAAUGUAUGCGAUCCAAUUAACAUUUGUGCAUAAUUUUACUUUAUUAUUUAAAAUGAAUGUUAUUUUAAGGAAAUGUGAGUUUCUUUAUUUAUACAUUUUUUCCCCUUUACUAACAUAUUGUGGGCAUACCACAAAGUUGACAGUGGCUUUGACUAAGUGUUGGAAGUUUUCUUAACUUCAUGCCCAGAGAAAUAAACAUAUUGGUGUUUUCUCAAUCAGUACCUUAGGAAAUUAACACUUUAAGCAUUAUUAAAAAGAUGAGUUUCAUCUUAAAGAUAUUUCCUGAGAGAUUUAAUAUAUUAGGACAGUCCAAGGAGCAUUCUUGCCACUCAUUUUUCUAACUCCUUAGUAGUAGAGAUGGGUCAUGUUAAAUUAAUGAAAAAGAUGAAUAACUGCAGUGAAUUGUCUUUACUUAUAGAUAAUUUUAAAAUCUUACCUCAGUCUCCAUAAACUGUCAAUAUAAAGGAUAAAUCAUCCAUAUAGUGAUGUUGGAAAACUAAUUUGAAGAAUAUCUUCUACUAAGCUUGUCAUUAUCUCUUGUAAAUUUUUAAUACAUCCAUGUGAUAAUAUUCACAUCUGUAUCAAAAUUAAGGAAAAGCUUGUCUCUCUUGAUUAAAUCACAUGCUUCCAUCUAUUAUAUGAAAGCUAUUAAUUCAGUAUGGUUCUCUUUAUGUCUGGCUGCUUGGAAGUUGUGACAAAAUGUUGUGUUCUAUAUUGCAGUUACAUUAUUUAGCCUGUAAUUUCUAGAUUACAAAUUUUCCAUAUUUUACUUCUAGUCCCCACUUUUCCCCACCAUCUACCUUCCAUCCGUAUUAUACUUAGUUUUAUGUUUUCUUUAGGUUGCCUCUCAUUUAAUAUGUGUUUGUUCAAAUCCUUUUUGGAAGUAGAGAAAUAAUUAUUUAAUUUAUGUAAAAUGUCAAUAAUUACUUUUUAAAAUACGAUUUUUUCAUAUCACAGAUCCAACCAUAGAAAAUGUAUUGUCUCUAUUCUUAAUUGGCUUUUAUUAUGUUAUAUAGAAAUUUUAGAUUACACACAUAAUUCAAUAUAAAUAAAUAAUUUUGUUAAUGCUUUUGUUAGCUAUUUGCCCAUAAAAUAAUGAGAAAAAGCUGUUUUGGUGUAAUUGUGUACCUACAAAUUACACUUAUAUUCAUUAUAAAAUAUUUUCAAAUGGAAAUCACUGUUUUUAUUGAUCAUAUACAUAAUACAUGAUCAUUGCUUUAAAAAAAUGUACACAAUGCAGACAUUUAUAAAAAAGCAAAAUUCCCACAGUUCAGAGAUCACCACUAUUAAUGUUUUCUGUGUGUACAUAUACUCCCAUGCCUUUUCUCCUCUGUAUACACACACUGUUUUACAAACAAAUAAAACACUUAUGUACUGUGUUUUGUUAAAUUUUAAACUAAAACAUAAUCAUUUUUUGUAUUUAUGUCAAUAAAUAUCAAUCUGUAUCAUCAUUUUAGUGACUGCACAGUAUUCUAUUGUGUGGAUGUACUAUAGAUUAUAUAAGUAAUGCAUUAUCGAAUAAGACUUAUAUGCUUUACAAUGUUUUCUACAUCUGUAAACAAUGCUGUGAUGGCUUAAAACAGUAUGAGUUAUAGGAGCUUGAGAAAAAGUAUAUACAGCAUGUAAAAGCUUAAGUCUACUAGAAAAAUUAAAAUGCACAUUAUAUUGAUAUAUGUGUCAAAAUUCUGAAAAAAUCAUUCAAGAUAUAUCCUUUACUGAAACUCACAAAAGUAAA
Messenger RNA from Nyctereutes procyonoides (raccoon dog), 3504 nucleotides. RefSeq names its product poly(A) binding protein cytoplasmic 5 (gene PABPC5). The transcript is spliced from 2 exons. The record is from RefSeq and is a predicted model, not a curated record. Bases 203 to 1351 code for a protein of 382 amino acids. Gene Ontology annotation, molecular function: RNA binding. Gene Ontology annotation, cellular component: ribonucleoprotein complex. NCBI's taxonomy places the organism in Eukaryota, Metazoa, Chordata, Mammalia, Carnivora, Canidae.